AGAGAGAGAGACAGAGAAAGAGAGGAGAGAGAUGGCAUGCUUUGACAGGGCAUCACCAGCAUUGAAGGAGAUUCUGCUGAAACUAUACCGUGCUGACAAACCCUUGGAGAGUGAUCAUCAUUUGCAUGAAUUUGGGUCUGUGGAAUACCAUAUUCAGUCUUCUGCAUCAUAUCCACAUCAUACCCACUUGUCAAUAUCAACCCCACUACUGUCUCAAGGAAUCCUACUCUCACAUGGGCUUCCACGUUACACAAUAGAGAUGGUAAAGGGAAUUUGUUCAGAUGCUGUGGAGAUUGUAGAACCUCCAAGACAAGGAUAUCAGCUUACUUUAAGACUGGACUUUGCUAGAAUUCCUCAUGGCAAAGAGUCAAUAAAAAUGAUCUCAGAGAUUUCCUCAGUGCAAGCUGUAAUUCUAAGCUCCCAGCUGAAAGAACUGUUAAUGAACGUCAACUCCCAGGAGAUAUCUCAGGGGAUGUAUAGACCAAUUAAACUUGUUUAUCAUCCAAGGGAGCCUUUCUUUGUCAUCAAACAGCCAGCAAAAAUAACUGCAGUAUUCCCAAUGCGCUUUAAAGACAAUUCGGACGUAAUCAUUGCAACAGCCUUCUUUCAGGAACUCAUGGAUGCUGGAAAUUCACAAGAAUGUGCAAAAGCACCUCCUUGCACCUGGUCACCUAUUCCACCUCCUGAGUUAAGAGGAGAGGCCAUUGAGGAUCUGAGCACCAAUGGAGGUUUCGUCUCUUUUGAUAUUACUUCACGUCAUGUUGAAGGCAAGAAGUUAGACAAGACUGUAUGGAACCUGCUGAACUUCUAUGGGUUUGUAAAAUAUCAUGUGAAGUGCACCAGAGGUUUCAUACAAAGACGGAUGAGAAAACGUUUGGAAAGCUUGGUUGAGGUAAUAAAACUAAAACCUAUACAUACAAACCAGCAUUGUGGUUUACCAACAUUUAUAACACAGUAACCUCUCUUGCCUUCUAUAUCUUCUAUUGUUGGCAUUUAUCUUGAGAUUGCAAAAACAAGCAUAACUGCAUGAGCCACACCCACAUCUCAUCAAGUUAAACAUAUCUAACUUUCAUUGUCACGCAGAUUCUGCAAAAGGUUGGCAUAGAAGAAGAUCAACCGAUUAGGAAUGUCCAAGGAUCUAGGUGCAUGAGGAAACUGGUCGGUCUAUCAAAUUCGAAAACCCUUAUUCAAAGGUGCAAUUUUAUUAAUAAUAUCAAAAGAAUCCGCUCGAGACUAAAAAUCCAUGGAUUCAAUCGUUUUCGCCGACGAUGGUUGACCAUCCCUAAGUUCUCUUCUGCAACAAGAUAUAGAAAACUUGACUGACUUUUUUUUUCUAAUUUGCAGUUAUGAAUAGCCAUAGGUUUUCUUCAGUUGUAAUUUCAGAAAUAGCAUAAUUACAAGCUUACAUUAUUUCGUUGUGCGUUGAACACUGAUAAUGCUUGAACUUUUCAUAUACUAGGAUCCAAGGAAUUAUGCAAGACCUUGACUUUAUCAAACAGUGGUGUUCAUAAACUAGGUCUUUAAGCUUAUGGCUUAUGUCAAAAAUCUUGGUUUUUAAACCCCUAAAUUCUGUAACUAUCCAGAUGCUUAAAUUACAAAAAUUAUUGUUUCAGUGCAUCUGUUACCAUUAAAAGAAAUGCAUACAUAAAUAUAAAGGCAAGAUCAAAC
Molecule: messenger RNA, 1668 nt
Organism: Ilex paraguariensis (yerba mate)
Lineage: Eukaryota; Viridiplantae; Streptophyta; Magnoliopsida; Aquifoliales; Aquifoliaceae
Source: the annotation of a GenBank genome assembly